This is a messenger RNA of Suillus fuscotomentosus, 651 nucleotides long. RefSeq names its product ras family-domain-containing protein. Gene Ontology annotation, molecular function: GDP binding; GTPase activity; GTP binding. The transcript has 7 exons. NCBI's taxonomy places the organism in Eukaryota, Fungi, Basidiomycota, Agaricomycetes, Boletales, Suillaceae. Gene Ontology annotation, biological process: signal transduction. The record is from RefSeq and is a predicted model, not a curated record. Gene Ontology annotation, cellular component: plasma membrane. Bases 1 to 651 code for a protein of 216 amino acids.
AUGUCGAGGGCGCAGUUCUUGAGGGAAUACAAGUUGGUAGUUGUCGGCGGUGGUGGUGUCGGUAAAUCUGCCCUCACCAUUCAAUUCAUUCAAAGUCACUUCGUCGACGAAUACGACCCAACAAUCGAGGACUCGUACCGCAAGCAAUGCGUCAUUGAUGAAGAGGUCGCAUUGCUCGACGUCCUCGACACCGCUGGUCAGGAGGAAUACGGAGCCAUGCGCGAGCAAUACAUGCGCACUGGUGAAGGCUUCCUCCUCGUUUACUCUAUCACCUCCCGCGACUCUUUCGAGGAAAUUAGCACUUUCCAUCAACAGAUUCUUCGUGUGAAGGACCAAGAUUCGUUCCCUGUUAUCGUCGUGGCUAACAAGUGCGAUCUUGAGUAUGAGCGACAGGUUGGAAUGAAUGAGGGCCGUGACCUUGCAAAACACUUUGGCUGCAAGUUCAUCGAAACAUCGGCUAAGCAGCGCAUCAACGUCGACGAGGCAUUCAGCAAUCUCGUCCGCGAGAUAAGAAAGUACAACAAAGAGCAACAAACAGGCAGACCCGUUAUGGCCAACUCCGGUGGCGGCGGACCUGGCGUCUACAGUGGCAAAGGUGACGCUCAUGAAGGCGAUCAUGGCGGAUGCUGCAGUGGUUGUGUAGUCGUAUGA